UAAGUCAUAAACUAAUAUUAAGAGAUAAAUCAUUCGAAAGUAUUAACGAGGAGGAUGAGAAGGGGAGCAUUUUUAUGCCUUCUGUUUUUCUUCAUUUUCUUUCUCUUGCACACUGUCCAAGCCAAUCCCAAUUACAGAGAUGCCUUGGCAAAGUCUCUAUUGUUCUUCCAAGCCCAAAGAUCAGGUAGGCUCCCCAGUGCCCAACAAAUCUCUUGGAGGUUUAACUCAGGCCUUUUGGAUGGUCGACUUGCCAAUGUGGAUUUAAGUGGGGGAUACUAUGAUGCCGGAGACAAUGUCAAAUUUAACUUUCCAAUGGCCUUCACAACCACGAUGCUAUCAUGGAGCACACUUGAAUACGGCAAACGCAUGGGCCCCCAAAUACAAAAUGCUAGGGUUGCGAUCCGAUGGGCAACUGAUUACCUUCUAAAGUGUGCCACGGCCACACCCGGUAAGCUCUAUGUUGGGGUGGGUGACCCAAAUGUGGACCACAAGUGUUGGGAGAGGCCCGAGGACAUGGACACGGCCCGAGCCGUCUACUUUGUCUCGCCGAGCAAUCCUGGCUCCGACGUGGCCGGAGAGACAGCUGCGGCUUUAGCGGCGGCGUCCAUGGUUUUUCGAAGGGUUGAUCCGAAAUACUCAAAGUUGCUAUUGACCACAGCAAAAAAGGUUAUGCAAUUUGCAGUGCAGUACAGAGGCGCCUAUAGCGAUUCACUUGGCUCCGCAGUAUGUCCAUUUUAUUGCUCGUAUUCUGGAUAUAAGGAUGAGCUGCUAUGGGGAGCUGCAUGGCUUCUAAGAGCAACAAAUGAUGUUACUUAUUUCAACUUAUUGAAAUCUUUGGGAGGUGGAGAUGCAACAGAUACGUUCAGCUGGGACAACAAAUAUGCCGGCGCUUAUGUUCUUCUAUCGAGGAGAGCAUUCUUGAGUAACGAUAAGAAUUUUGAGCCAUUUAAACAGGAAGCUGAACAAUUUAUGUGCAAGAUUUUGCCCAACUCUCCAUAUUCAAGUACACAGUAUACACAAGGUGGGCUUAUGUACAAGCUACCAGAAAGCAACCUCCAAUAUGUCACUGCAAUAACAUUUCUACUUACCACAUAUUCCAAGUAUAUGGCCGCCACAAAACAUAAUUUUAACUGCGGCAACCUCCUAGUCACUCCAGGUACCUUGAGAAGCCUUGCAAGGAGACAGGUGGAUUAUAUAUUAGGAGAGAAUCCACUGCAGAUGUCCUACAUGGUAGGCUAUGGUCCGUAUUAUCCCAAAAGAGUUCACCAUAGAGGAUCCUCAAUGCCCUCAUUGGCAACGCAUCCACAAAGCUUUGGCUGUGAAGGGGGUUUUCAACAAUUCUUCUAUUCAUCAACCCCCAAUCCUAACGUCUUGACUGGUGCUGUCGUAGGUGGUCCAAACCAGAAUGAUGGCUAUGCAGAUGAUCGUUCUGAUUAUAGCCAUUCUGAACCUGCAACAUACAUCAAUGCCGCCAUUGUUGGACCAUUGGCUUACUUUGCUGGGACCGGUUAGCUGGAGACUGACUCUUAAUUAACAAGGAGUUCUUUCGCUAAUUGUAAAUUAUUCUCCCAGUUAUGCCAGUCCCAAAAAAGGGAUGUGUGCUUGGACGGAUGGCUUUGCUAUGUUUCCUAGUUUCUUAAUACGUAGAACAAUUUGGUAACUAAAAAAAAAAAGAAAAAUCCAAUAUGGUGAUGCAACAUUAUUUUGCCCUGCUGCAAUUUGACGUCGGAAAACCUUAUGGGAAUAUCAAAUAUAGAAUACACUGUUGGAAAACUAAA
Molecule: messenger RNA, 1778 nt
Organism: Ziziphus jujuba (common jujube)
Lineage: Eukaryota; Viridiplantae; Streptophyta; Magnoliopsida; Rosales; Rhamnaceae
Product: endoglucanase 9
Exons: 6
Coding region: 55-1512 (485 amino acids)
Biological process (GO): carbohydrate metabolic process
Molecular function (GO): hydrolase activity, hydrolyzing O-glycosyl compounds
Source: RefSeq, a predicted model, not a curated record